Messenger RNA from Chaetomium fimeti, 2295 nucleotides. RefSeq lists its product as uncharacterized. Gene Ontology annotation, biological process: DNA-templated transcription. Gene Ontology annotation, molecular function: DNA binding; zinc ion binding. The transcript is spliced from 7 exons. The record is from RefSeq and is a predicted model, not a curated record. NCBI's taxonomy places the organism in Eukaryota, Fungi, Ascomycota, Sordariomycetes, Sordariales, Chaetomiaceae. Gene Ontology annotation, cellular component: nucleus. The coding region runs from base 1 to 2295 and encodes 764 amino acids.
AUGGCAACCGUUCAAGGUCCCGCAAACCUGGCGCGAAGCUGCCUCCGCUUUCUUCAGACGCCACCGCUGCCCUCCUGGAACCACAACUGCUGCAACGUCCCGCCGUGCCGCCGGGAUCGACCUGACAGAGCCUCGACAGACUCGGAUCACGAUGACUCGGGCUCGGAUAUCGACGUGAGCGGCGCCUUGAAUGGGCUAGGUUACCUCCCCCAUCAUCACCACUUAGUGCUAGGCCAGGGCCCUGGCCCGAAGUAUUGCCUCGUCGACAACUGGCUGAACGGCGCAAAUCAUCAGUAUUACGCCUUGUACCCGCCCGAAUUCAGGACUCAGUACGACGGCUGGUGGGCGACUCCGCGAAACAAGGUGACGCCGGAACUCACGAGCCUGAUCCUGCGCGUUUGCGCAUGCUCCCUCCAUUUCAUCAUCGACGACAACGUCAGAGUGAGACUUGAAACCGACCUUGACACGGACGUCCUGACGUUCGCGGACCGCAUGCACGCUGCGGCCCAGAAGCUCGGCGCCAGCAUUCCCCUAGGGAAAGGCGGCCUCGUUCACGUUCAGCAGCUGUUCCUUACGGCAUUCUGGUUCAAGUCGGCUGAGAAAUGGGCGGAGGCCUGGAAUGCUUUGAGCCGGGCCAUCCCCGCCGCGAACGAGAUAGGUCUGCACCAAGAUUCCUCCUCUGAGGGUAUGUCGGAAUAUGACCGCGAGAUGAGGAGGCGCAUGUGGGUUAUCUUGUAUCUGUGGGAUUUCGCGUUGGGUUCCAUGCUAUCUCGCCCGUUCAUGAUCGACCGCGCCCACAGUACAGUCGUGAUGCCGACCCUAACUCUCGAGAACAACCGAGAGCGGCCCGACCAGCCUUCACAAUUCCGCCACAUGAACCUCCACUGCCAGCUGUGCAUCGACUUAGCCGCGGUGUUGGCGAAGGACUCGGAUUCCGAGACAGGUAAGGCAGAAGCAGCCCAACGGAUGCAGGGCGCGGUGGAGAAUUGGUUCGCGAAGCUCCCGGCCGAAUACGCCGUGAAGUCACCCGAGACGCGAUGGGACCGCGAGUUUGAUUGGGUCGUGUUUCAACGCCGGUAUCUGCACCUGAUCGGAUACAUGGGUUUGUUCAGUCAGCUGAAGCCCUUCCUCACGCGGAGCUCGGCGAAACCCAUGUCGGAACUCGAAUCGAAGCUUCGAGAGGCCGGCGUCGAUGCGGCGCUGGGCCUCAUGGAUGUGUCGUGGAAGCUUUUCGAAAACCUGGCCUCGGUGGGGGCCAAGUUCCAUUAUGCCAUCUUUUGCAUUUUCGACGCAGCAACCGUUAUGUGUUCCGCAUUCCUCCAGGACGAGGCCCGCAACCUCCCGCAGCGGGAGACGGUCCUCGAGGCCGUCAAGAAAUCCUUGGGCAUGCUCGCAGAGGUUUCUCCCGAGUCCAAGACGACGGCAGCGCUAUACCGCAUCCUCAAAGACCUCCUUACCAAACUGCCGCUGAGCACCAGAGAGCAAGGGGUGACUGGGGCGGCAAAACGGGUGAAGAACGAGAGGUCUACGCCGCCCAGCGACCGAGCUCUCGCAAUGAAGUCCCCGAGCGUUCCCUCGUCGCAGCGUACCCGACCGGAAGGUCGUCGGAAUCACAAACCCCGGCACCGCUCCAGCAGCGCCAGCUCCAACAGCGAUUCCACGAUGGAUUCGUCCAAGUUCCAGCCACGCAGCGAGAGCUCCGUGUCGGUACCUGACAGCUGUCGGUCGAUAAAUCCCCGAGUAUCAUCGGAAGUUCAGCCACAGCCUAGGUCCGUCGUUCCAUCGAAUGGUGUGGCGCCGGCGGCUGGUCUUUCGUCUUCUAGCAACUUCGUGCCGGUCCACCCGGCGUACCCGGGAGCAACGGGCAGCUUCAUGCCGGCGACAAACACCAUGCCGGCGGCCGUCUACAUGCCACCAGAGGCAUACAACCCCGGUCCCGGGUACGUGCAGGAGCCCGGGUUUCAAUACCCGUCGCAGAGUCCCGUGGAUGCGCUUCCCUUCAGCCAGCCCGGUUGGCAGCCACCCCAGGCGAUUGAAGGCCUGGGCAGCAAUGUGCCGAUGUACCAAAACGGCGGCCUUCCCGGAUUCGACAGCUCGCCACCCCCGCAACAGCCCGCGUUGCUCGAAUAUUGGGGUUGGCAGGGCCUCGGACUUGGCCAUCCCUCGACUUGGCCCGUGCCGCUUCCGGAUCAAAGCGGGAUGCGGCAGCACUACGUCGACCUGCCUGGGGGGUUUGACGGCCGGGGGAUGUUGAAUGAUUGCGGGGAGAGCGCGAGCACCGAUCUGAGUCGGUGA